CACGUGACCCACCCGGCUAGUAUAUCUUUAACUGGAAAGUAAUUUAUCAGGCAGUCUUUGAAAAGGGGGCUUUAAAAGUGUCUCAGGCUCAUCCCUGCUGGACAGUGUGCAAUCUUCAGCCAAGCCUUUACCAAGCCACCAGGACCUUUACUGAAGCCUCUGAUUGCACCCCUUUAUAUUCUGGAACCCAGCACCCCCCCUAAGACCUGCAAGGAGGGGGCGACCCCUAAGGAUUUUUCUGCAAUUUGGGUGUCCCCCCCACUGAAGAUCAAGCAAGGACCCUCAGGAGCUUUGGUGGGAGCCCUUGGGGUUUCCUGCAGCACCCCUUCACCCAGCUUCACCCACCCCAGCACCUCCUCCUCCUCCUCCUUGGCAAGCCUGGCCCAGGAGCUGUGAUGACCCUUUCUGGCAGCAGCAGUGCCAGUGAUAUGUCCGGGCAGACGGUGCUGAGCGCUGAAGAUGUGGACAUUGAUGUGGUGGGAGAAGGGGAUGAGUCCAUGGACAAGGACAGCGACUGCGACCACCUGGAUGAAGGGGAUGAGCUGCUGGUGGGCAAGGAUCUGCCCAGGAGCCCCUCUGACAGUGCCAACGAGGCUGAGGGCAAAGGGGACCUCCAGGAGGCCAACUCUGCCCUCCAAUCCAAGCCCAAGAACAGCCUGGUGAAGCCCCCUUACUCCUACAUCGCCCUGAUCACCAUGGCCAUCCUGCAAAGCCCCCACAAGAAGCUGACCCUCAGUGGGAUCUGUGAGUUCAUCAGCAACCGCUUCCCUUACUACAGGGAGAAGUUCCCAGCCUGGCAGAACUCCAUCAGGCACAACCUGUCCCUCAACGAUUGCUUUGUCAAGAUACCUCGAGAGCCUGGCAACCCUGGCAAGGGCAACUACUGGACCCUGGACCCCCAAUCUGAAGACAUGUUCGACAAUGGCAGCUUCCUGAGGAGGAGGAAACGCUUUAAGAGACACCAACCCGACAAUUUGAGGGAGCAGACUGCCCUGAUGAUGCAGAACUUUGGGGCUUACACCCUAGCCAGCCCCUAUGGGCGCCACUAUGGGUUGCACCCUGCCUACGCUCACCAUGCGGCUCUGCAGUACCCCUAUAUCCCCCCUGUAGGGCACAUGUUGCCCCCAGCUGUACCCCUUUUGCCCUCCAGUGAACUCAGCAGGAAAGCCUUCAACUCCCAGCUCAGCCCAAGUUUACAGCUUCAGUUGAACAGUCUGAGCUCUGCUGCCUCUAUUAUCAAGUCUGAGCCCAGCAGCCGACCCUCAUUCAGCAUAGAGAACAUUAUUGGGGUGUCUGCCGCCUCCUCGGUAGCCUCACAGACUUUUUUGAGACCCCCAGUGACUGUCCAGUCAGCCCUGAUGGGCCACCAACCCUUGUCUUUAUCCAGAAGCACCAUCACCCCCAUCCUCAGUGUCCCCACAAAUCUCAUAUCAGGACAGUUCCUACCUACAGCAAUGGCAAAAUGGCCAUCUCAAUAGUCCAGGACAUUACACCCCCCACCCCCC
This is a messenger RNA of Rana temporaria (common frog), 1505 nucleotides long. It is a transcript of the gene FOXD3, whose product is annotated as forkhead box D3. Lineage: Eukaryota; Metazoa; Chordata; Amphibia; Anura; Ranidae. The transcript has a single exon. The record is from RefSeq and is a predicted model, not a curated record. The coding region runs from base 396 to 1478 and encodes 360 amino acids. Gene Ontology annotation, molecular function: DNA-binding transcription factor activity, RNA polymerase II-specific; RNA polymerase II cis-regulatory region sequence-specific DNA binding. Gene Ontology annotation, biological process: regulation of transcription by RNA polymerase II; anatomical structure morphogenesis; cell differentiation.